AUGGCUGCCCUGCUCUUCCUUGCCCUGAGUGCCCUAAUCCUCAGCCAGGGCCCACGGCCAGCGGGUGAUGGGCUGGAUGAGGAGACGCGCGUGCGCAUGCGGGAGCGAGAGGAGAUGCUGAAGAGGGAGAUGGCUCGGCUGCUGCGGGAGGUGGAGAGGCAGGAGAAGGCCCUGCAUCUGAGGAGCCAGCAGCAGAGCGGCUUUGUCUGGUGGGCCUUGCAGCAGUGGCAGUCCUGGGCCCUUGCUGCAGCCCUGCUCCUGCUCUGCGGGCGGCUCAGCAAGAGGCAGCCAGCCAGCAGCAGCAGCAAGGAGGGCAGCCCCAGCAAGAAGCCGCAGAAGAGGCUGGUGUGCAAAGCCUGGCAGAAGGUGCCUCUGGCCUCGCUGGACUCCCCUGCCGCGGUGCAGGACAUGCUGCGCAAACUUCUGGACACCUGCCAGAAACUGUACCACCGCACCUGUGUGCCACGGCUGGGGCGACCCAUCAUCCUGGACGCCCCAGAAGGCUGCAGCACAGGCAGCUGUGUCUACAAGGUGCUCAUUCCCCUCUCGGCACCCCACGGACAAGCCUUCCGCCUGGAGCAGACGCCCGUGGGCUUCUACAAAAUCGGCGUUUGGCAGCGCUGCGCCUGCAGACAGCGCCUGAUCUGCUUCCGCCACUCCCCUGAGGAAGAGCUGCAGAGGUUUGGGGCUGCCAGCAUCGCGGACUCCGACCUCUGCCGUGGCCCCUACCUGGAUCUGGAGAGAACCUACUUCUGGUUUCACAGGGUGCUGGCCGAGUGCUGGAAAUUAUUCCCGCAGUUCAGGCACUACGAGCCAGAGGUGCUGGCCUCCAAGCGCUCCUGCACGCUCCGCCUGACCUCCCCUUCCCAAAGUACUCUCCUGAUAGAGAUGACAUUUGGGUUGCAGAUGAAAGCGGGCGUCUUCAAGGACGUUCAUUAG
Apus apus (common swift) is the source of this 939-nucleotide messenger RNA. RefSeq names its product inositol 1,4,5-trisphosphate receptor-interacting protein-like 1. The coding region runs from base 1 to 939 and encodes 312 amino acids. Lineage: Eukaryota; Metazoa; Chordata; Aves; Apodiformes; Apodidae. The record is from RefSeq and is a predicted model, not a curated record. The transcript has a single exon.